This is a messenger RNA of Phragmites australis (common reed), 934 nucleotides long. Its product is annotated as histone H1-like. The coding region runs from base 65 to 673 and encodes 202 amino acids. Gene Ontology annotation, biological process: negative regulation of DNA recombination; nucleosome assembly; chromosome condensation. Gene Ontology annotation, molecular function: structural constituent of chromatin; nucleosomal DNA binding; double-stranded DNA binding. Lineage: Eukaryota; Viridiplantae; Streptophyta; Magnoliopsida; Poales; Poaceae. The transcript is spliced from 2 exons. The record is from RefSeq and is a predicted model, not a curated record. Gene Ontology annotation, cellular component: nucleus; nucleosome.
AAUCCGCUUCUCGUCAAAGCCUCAAAUCGAGAAGCACACAGAGAGAGCGAGAGUGAUCAGCCACAUGGCGGCCGCGACAGAGGAAGCUGCACCGGCCGUGGUCGGCGAGACGCCGGCGCCGGAGGCUCCCAAGGUGGAAGAGACGCCCAAGGUUGAGGAAGGAGAGGGGAAGAAGGCCGAGAAGAAGGCGAGGAAGCCGCGGAGCAGGAAGCCCAAGUCCGCCGGGCCGCACCACCCGCCUUACUUCGAGAUGAUCAAGGAGGCGAUUCUGGCGCUGGACGGCAAGCCGGGGUCGAGCUCGUAUGCGAUCGCCAAAUACAUGGGGGAGAAGCACCGGGACGUUCUCCCGGCCAACUACCGCAAGGUGCUGGCCGUGCAGCUGCGGAGCUUCGCCGCCAAGGGCAGGCUCGUCAAAGUCAAGGCCUCCUUCAAGCUGGCCCCCGCCGAGGAGAAGAAGGCCGCGGCCGCAGCCGCCGCGAAGAAGGCGGCGACCAAGCGCAAGAGGACGCCCGCCAAGAAGCUGACUGCCACCGCGUCGGCGCCGAAGGAGGCCAAGAAGGCGCGCGCGAAGCGGGCGAGGAAGGCGGCGCCGGCGCCUGCGCAGCCAAAGCCGAAGCAGCCCAGGUCCACCCGCACCGCCGUCGCCAACAAGGCCAACAAGGCCAGCGCCUGAUGCCGCCAUGUCCUUCCGUGUAUGCGCGCCGCCGUACGUGUAGAGGUAGUAGAAGUAGCACUCUGGUACUGUAGUUGCCGUCUCUGCCGGCUCGAUCGAGCGCCGCCUUGCGGCUGCGUGCUGUAAAUACUGGAACUUGUGUGAUGUGAUGGCAAUAAGCGCGCGCUUUAGCUUCUACUUAUGUUGGGAAGAAUCGAUCUCACUGUAGUGAUGUACCGGUUUUUAUCUGACGAGGCUUAAUAAGAUCAUUUUGGCAGUUGG